CUAAGGUUGACCAAGCAGCUCACUGGCACGAGAAAAAGCACACAAAGCGACCAAGCUAGAGUGUCCUCACACCAGCUAGGUAGCUAAGCCACCAUGAGGUCGGUGCUCCCACUGCUCGUGGCCACCCUCGUCGUCGCCGUGACGGCCUUCUCGGCGGGGGCGGACGCCGCCUGGACGCCGAUCGCCAACCCGAGGAGCCUGGUGAUCAGGCAGAUCGGCAACUUCGCCGUGAUCGUCUACAGCAACGCCGACCCCCGCAAGUUCCGGCCCCUGGCGCUCGUGAGCGUGGUGCGCGGCGAGACCCAGCCGGCAGGCACGGGCGUCACCGACUACCGGCUCGUGCUGAACGUGAGGAACACGGCCACCGGGAGCACGGGGCUGUACCAGUGCGUCGUGCGGGGCAGGCUCGGUUCGCGCGCCACCACGUGGGAGCUCCGCAGCUUCGUGGUGUACAAGCAGGCGAUCUAGCACAUCGUUGGAUCGGCUUAGGCGCUGCCUCGCGCCAUCAAAGUUGCAUCCUCUUCUUCAACCUACAAGCUAGCGUUACGUACUAACGUACUAUGCUCCAGCCAAGUGUUACUGUCGUAUAGACAACAGCGCAGGCGUAUAUGCUACCUACACAUAAUUUACGUGUGUGCUUUUGUUGCAUUAGGAAUAAGAUGUCUCACUCUUCCUAAAGUACACCAGGAGAGAGGCGACUCCGUUUUGUUACGAUCAAUAUGAUCUGUGAAGGAGUUUAACUUUUGUAUCUCCGUAUCAUGCAUCUGUUGAUGCUAAUGUAAAAGUAUAUGUUUAUGGUUGAUGGAAUUGAUCUUAUUUGUGAAA
Setaria italica (foxtail millet) is the source of this 825-nucleotide messenger RNA. RefSeq lists its product as uncharacterized. NCBI's taxonomy places the organism in Eukaryota, Viridiplantae, Streptophyta, Magnoliopsida, Poales, Poaceae. Gene Ontology annotation, molecular function: cysteine-type endopeptidase inhibitor activity. The coding region runs from base 94 to 468 and encodes 124 amino acids. The transcript has a single exon. The record is from RefSeq and is a predicted model, not a curated record.